Molecule: messenger RNA, 4049 nt
Organism: Peromyscus californicus insignis
Lineage: Eukaryota; Metazoa; Chordata; Mammalia; Rodentia; Cricetidae
Gene: Avil
Product: advillin
Exons: 19
Coding region: 233-2692 (819 amino acids)
Biological process (GO): cytoskeleton organization; barbed-end actin filament capping; actin filament severing
Cellular component (GO): actin cytoskeleton; cytoplasm
Molecular function (GO): actin filament binding; phosphatidylinositol-4,5-bisphosphate binding
Source: RefSeq, a predicted model, not a curated record
AGCUCUCAACUAGUGGAAACAAACCUUUGGGGUAGGGAUGGCCCAGCCAGGUCACUGUGUGGACCUUGAACUGCUGGUGAGAUGGUGUGGUGGUGGGGGGAUAGACCAAAAGGGCACACCGUGCAAUGGCUGAUGAAACAGGAAGAGUCUUAGGAGAAGCGGUGGGUCCCUGUCCGCUGUGAGGGGCGUCCACCUCCCACUCUGUGAUAUUUCAGUUCCAGGAGGACAAACUAUGUCUCUGAGCGGUGCCUUCAGGGCUGUGGGCAAUGACCCUGGGAUCAUCACCUGGAGAAUUGAGAAAAUGGAGCUGGUGCUGGUGCCUCUGAGUGCUCACGGCAACUUCUAUGAGGGGGACUGCUACAUCAUCCUCUCGACCCGGAAGGUGGGCAGCCUCCUCUCCCAGGACAUUCACUUUUGGAUCGGGAAGGACUCCUCCCAGGACGAGCAGAGCUGUGCAGCCAUCUACACCACGCAGCUGGAUGACUACCUGGGAGGCGGCCCCGUGCAGCACCGAGAGGUCCAGUACCACGAGUCCGACACCUUCCGCGGCUACUUCAAGCAGGGCAUCAUUUAUAAAAAGGGGGGAGUGGCCUCUGGGAUGAAGCAUGUGGAGACCAACGCCUAUGACGUGAAGCGGCUGCUACACGUAAAGGGGAAAAGAAACAUCAGGGCCACUGAGGUGGAAAUGAGCUGGGACAGUUUUAACCGAGGCGACGUCUUCCUGCUGGACCUGGGGCUGGUCAUCAUCCAGUGGAACGGCCCGGAGAGCAACAGCGGAGAGCGACUCAAGGCUAUGCUUCUGGCAAAGGACAUUCGGGACAGGGAGCGGGGAGGCCGCGCUGAGAUCGGAGUGAUUGAGGGAGACAAGGAGGCAGCCAGCCCAGAGCUGAUGACAGUCCUUCAGGACGCCCUUGGCCGACGCUCCACCAUCAAGCCUGCAGUUCCUGAUGAGAUCAUGGAUCAGCAGCAGAAAUCAAAUAUCAUGUUGUAUCAGGUCUCGGAUGCAGCUGGGCAGCUGGCGAUCACAGAGGUGGCCACAAGGCCCCUGGUCCAGGACCUACUGAGCCAUGACGACUGCUACAUCCUGGACCAAAGUGGAGCCAAGAUCUACGUGUGGAAAGGCAAAGGAGCCACAAAGGUGGAGAAACAGGCAGCCAUGUCCAAAGCCCUGGACUUCAUCAAGAUGAAGGGUUACCCCAGCAGCACCAACGUGGAGACCGUCAACGAUGGUGCCGAGUCAGCCAUGUUCAAACAGCUGUUCCAGAAAUGGUCAGUGAAGGACCAGACCACAGGCCUGGGGAAAAUAUUCAACAUUGGUAAAAUUGCUAAAGUUUUCCAGGACAAGUUUGAUGUGACUCUCCUACACACCAAGCCCGAAGUGGCUGCCCAGGAGAGGAUGGUGGAUGAUGGCAGUGGGAAAGUGGAGGUCUGGAGAAUUGAGAACCUGGAGCUGGUUCCCGUGGAACAGGAGUGGUAUGGCUUCUUCUACGGGGGAGACUGCUAUCUGGUUUUCUACACGUAUGAGGUGAACGGGAAGCCCCAUUACAUCCUGUACAUCUGGCAGGGCCGCCAUGCCUCCCAGGAUGAGCUGGCAGCCUCGGCUUACCAGGCGGUGGAGGUGGACCGGCAGUUUGACGGGGCCCCAGUGCAGGUUCGGGUGAGCAUGGGGAAGGAGCCACGCCACUUCAUGGCCAUCUUCAGAGGAAAGCUGGUUAUCUAUGAGGGCGGGACUUCCAGGAAGGGAAAUGCAGAGCCUGACCCUCCAGUAAGACUCUUCCAGAUCCAAGGAAACGACAAAUCCAAUACCAAAGCAGUGGAAGUCUCGGCCUUCACCUCCUCGCUCAACUCCAACGACGUCUUUCUGCUGCGAACUCAGACAGAACACUACCUGUGGUAUGGCAAGGGGUCUAGUGGGGACGAGCGGGCAAUGGCUAAGGAGCUAGUCGAGCUUCUCUGCGACGGCAACGCAGACGCUGUGGCUGAGGGCCAGGAGCCACCCGAGUUCUGGGACCUUCUGGGAGGAAAAACACCCUAUGCUAAUGACAAGAGGCUGCAGCAAGAAAUUCUGGACGUCCAGGUCCGGCUCUUUGAAUGUUCCAAUAAGACUGGCCGGUUCCUUGUUACUGAGGUCACAGACUUCACCCAGGAUGACCUGAACCCAGGUGACGUGAUGCUCCUGGACACCUGGGACCAGGUGUUCCUGUGGAUCGGAGCCGAGGCCAACGCCACGGAGAAGGAGGGGGCCCUCUCAACUGCCCAGGAGUACCUGGUAACUCACCCCAGUGGUCGAGACCCUGACACACCGAUCCUGAUCAUCAAGCAGGGAUUUGAGCCUCCUACCUUCACAGGCUGGUUCCUGGCAUGGGACCCUCACAUUUGGAGCGCAGGAAAAUCAUAUGAGCAGCUAAAGGAGGAGCUGGGAGACGCUGCUGCGAUCGUGCGAAUCACCGCCGACAUGAAGAAUGCAACCCUCUCCCUGAACUCUAAUGAAAGUGGGCCAAAGUAUUACCCUAUAGAAGUUCUACUGAAAAGUCAGAACCAGGAGCUGCCUGAGGAUGUGAACCCUGCCAAAAAGGAGAAUUACCUCUCGGAACAAGACUUUGUGUCCGUAUUUGGCAUCACAAGAGGGCAGUUUACUGCUCUGCCUGGCUGGAAACAGCUCCAGCUGAAGAAAGAAAGGGGGCUUUUCUAAAGCAAGGCAUGUCUGUUGUCCGACCACAGGAGAGAGCAAGCUCAUGGUGCCAACAUCAGCAGAGGUGUCACACACCCACUGAGCCUGACAUCCGGCAGCUUUAGCUACCACCCAUCUGAAAUCCCAGCACGCCCUUUUCCUCCUCAUCAGCCUUGCAUUCAUUCCUUGGUCGUUCUACACGAAAAUGUUGACUACUCACUUUUCGGCUUUCGUGGCCCAGAAAGCAUGAACAUAGACAAGUUGAGAGAGAGAACCAGAAGCUGAGCUUAAACUGUGUAAUGCGUCAGGACCCACAUUUGCUUUUAAACUACACCCUGUUACCCUCAGAUCACUGGAAUUACUUGCACACUCACUCAAAGGCCAUACUCCAAAUACCCAGGUCUAUCACAUGCCAGAGCAUGUUCAACUUUUCAAAUAAAGAGGCCACGUGAGCACAUCGGCGUCCUUUCUAGUCUUCUGGGUUCCUUCUUAUGGUGACUUCAGUUACUGUGGGAAUGGCAUUUCAGUGCUGAGAAAGUGCAGAGGCAAUGCUGAAGCUGGGCCUGGUUCACAAACCUGUAAUCGCAGCUACCAGCUCAGCCGGGACAGGCACAUAGUGACGUCAUGGCCUGCCUGGGCUACAGGGUGAAUUCCAGGCCAAGCUGAGCAACUUACAAAGACUCGGUCUCAGAAUUUUUUUAAAGUGCACAGUGUAGGGCAGGAAAGAUGGCUCAGGAGUUGAGAGCACUUACUGCUCCUGCAGAGGACCCAGGUCCAGCUCCCAGCCCCCACAUGGUGGUUCAUAAACAUCUAUAACUCCAGUUCCAGGGGAUCCAAUCAGUGUCUUCUUCUGACCUCAAGCAGGCACCAGGCAUGUACAUGGUACAUAUGAAUACAUGCAGGCAAAACAUUCAUACACAUAAAAUAAAAAUAGAUCUUUAAAAAACGAAAAGUACACAGCAGUAAAAUGCUCACCUCAGCAGCACGCCUGAGGUCCUAGAAAAUUCCCAGCAUCCAAAGCAAAUCAAUAAACGUCAACGUUGAGAGCCGUGUAGUUAACUGAACCACUGUCGUUCCUGUCCUGACACAAGAAUGUCAAAACCUGCCUCACAGCUACGCAGGAAUCCCCCAGCCCCAGCAGCCACACCCAUUUCAGGGGCACACGCUAGUGUACGGACCACUUCAGAGGGCCUGCUGUAGGCAUCAGGCAGUGAACCCACAUCUUCCGGACAACUCCAGCGCACAGCAACGUAUGAAGUCCUGAUCUCAGGAGUAACAGUGCAGGACAUGUUCCAGGAAGAUGUCCAAGGUAUCACAGCAUGAAAGCAGAGUCACGGGAACAAGACAGAGCGUGUGAGAAACUUAGGGACCACGUAAC